AUGGUAUCGUUCCGAGGCGCAUUCGCCUUUGCCGCCGACACGACUGUCCUUACUAUGAAGCGCGCGUACGAAGGGGAGGAUGACAGCGAGCACCAGGCCAAAGUACAGCGGCUUUCGCAUCCCGAUAGACUAUCGAGGUUGAGUGAAGAAUUGCUUGUGCGCGUACUGUCUUUCGUGCCCAUAUCCUCACUACUAGUAUGCCAAAGGGUGUCAAAGAAGUUUAGCCGCCUUUCUGUCGAUUCAGAACUAUGGAAGGCCGCUUACUACCGCACAUUUGUCCUCCCGAGAGCGUCGCGGAUACCAGGCAUCAAGGGCCCUGCGAACCUUAGUCGGCUACACUAUUCCUCGCGACUAUCGAAAUGGUUAGAAGAUGGCUACUUGGUCAAAGACGGAUCACAAACGAAUUGGAAGCAACAAUAUCGGUUACGGCAUAAUUGGACCCAGGGACAAUGCGCCGUUAGUGAGAUCGUGGUUGCCGAAAGGUCUCCAGAUCCGCCGCUGUUGGUGAUGAUGUCUAAUAGCAUUAUCUAUGCUGCAGAUUCCAUAGCAGGCCUCCGAGCGUGGAGUUCGAAGAGCAACAGGGAACUACUCGCAUCUACCGAACUAUCUAGUGAAACAGACACGGCUCGAUUACCAAUAUCCAUGGCCAUAGAUGCUUCCCACGCGGUGGACGAUUCCGAAAGAGUUGUUAUUGGCUUUGAAGAUGGGUCUUUCUCCAUCUACGCUCUCGAAACGAAUCGCAAGACGUUCACGAAUGUCUUUACCCAUCCACCAUCGACGAACGGAAUGUUAUCGGCUCUCGCCUACUCGUCACCUUACCUUCUCACGAUGACCGAAGAUCAUCUACUCUCGCUAUACGCUUUUGAAGCAAUACCAGGGAAGCUCGGCCUUCUAGAGCCUCCGAAACUCCUAUAUUCCCUAAGAUCGAACACCGCAUGGCCACCUGUUGCACUAUCACUGCGAACAACAGCAACGAGCAUGACUGCCGCCAUCGCAUACUCCCUACCAACGUACUUGUCUGGCUGGAGUGUCGGGGUGCAAGAGCUGAUACUUUCGCACAAAGGAGAAGUGAUCGAGUCGCGGCUAGCUACUGCGGCGGAUGAACAUUCAUUUACGCUUUCUACAUACCGCGCGGCCUCCUCUUCUGCACGCUCGUCGUCGCCUUUGCCAGGUAGCGCCGGCGAAGCCCAAAUGCCGAGCGGACCAAGCCGAUCGAAACCUACCUCUAUGUCGUACUCGCAUCCUUAUCUCCUCGUCGCGCAUCCUGACAACACACUAUCGCUCUACCUAGUUCGAUCCACAUCACAAGCUUUAUCAAUCACUUCCGGCAACCGUCUCUGGGGCCAUACAUCUUCAAUAUCCGGUGCUCAUGUUGGCAUGCGAGGCAAGGCCGUAUCCGUGAGUAGACUAGGAGAUGAGCUCCGCGUGUGGGACUUGGAGGGUGGCAUGACGUCUUCGGCGAACCGCAAGCGCUCAAGAAACGGAGAACUGAGCGUUCGUGUGCAGCCAUCCAAGGCCAGUGAGGAGUACACACAGGACGAUGACUCAGGUCAUCAAGUGGGCCUGCGGCUCGCGCUUGACCAGGGUUUCGACGACUCUUCCAUUAGUCGCGGUUGGGUCGGGUUUGACGAGCAGAACGUGAUUGUGCUGCGAGAAAAGAGCGAAGGUAGUCAGGCUCUGGUGAUCUACGAUUUUACGUGA
Molecule: messenger RNA, 1701 nt
Organism: Alternaria atra
Lineage: Eukaryota; Fungi; Ascomycota; Dothideomycetes; Pleosporales; Pleosporaceae
Exons: 2
Coding region: 1-1701 (566 amino acids)
Biological process (GO): SCF-dependent proteasomal ubiquitin-dependent protein catabolic process
Cellular component (GO): SCF ubiquitin ligase complex
Molecular function (GO): protein binding
Source: RefSeq, a predicted model, not a curated record